AUGGCGGCAGCGGCGGCCCCGUCCCGCGGCGCGGUGCAGCGGCUGCGGCAGCUGUGCCAGCGCUACCAGGAGUACGUGCGGCGGCACCCGGCCGCCACCGCACAGCUGGAGGGCACCGUGCGCGGCCUCUCCUACCUGCUGCCAGGUCGCUUCGCGGACGCCCACGAGCUAUCGGAGCUCGUGUACUCCGCCUCCAACCUGCUGGUGCUGCUCAACGACUGGAUCCUGCGCAAGGAGCUGCCCCGAGGCCUGCCGGGGUCACUGCCCCAGCAGAAGCUGCUGACCUGGCUGAGCGUGCUAGAAUGUGUGGAGGUCUUUGCAGAGAUGGGGACAGCCAGGGUGUGGGGGGAGAUGGGCCGAUGGACCAUCAUUGUCCUCAUCCAGCUGGCUAAGGCCAUCCUCCGCCUCCUGCUGCUGCUGUGGUAUAAAGCUGGCAUCCAGACGUCUCCUCCUAUAGUGCCGCUGAACAGGGAGCAGCAGCAGUCUCUCCACUCUGAAGAUGUGGAAGGCACCUCCUCAGGGAAAGAUCAGACCUAUGUUGGUAGGCGUUCCAGCCGUGUUGUGAGAUCUCUCCAAAAUACUCCUUCCCUGCAGUCCAGGCACUGGGGAUCCCCCCAGCAGAGGGAGGAGACACAGAGCCGAAGAGCAGAGGAGAUGAACCAGCCUCCCACUCCUCUGGGUCUCCAAGAAACCAUCGCAGAAUCGAUCUAUGUUACCCGUCCUCUGCUCCACUUAUUGAGUUUGGGAGUGUGGGGACAGAGAUCAUGGAAACCCUGGCUCCUCUCAGCAGUCCUGGAUAUCUCGAGUUUGAGCUUGCUGAGUGAUCUGAAAGACCUGAACAGGAGAGAGCGAGCAGAGCUGAGGAGACGAACUAUCCUGCUGCUGUACUACCUGUUGAGAUCUCCUUUCUAUGACCGAUACUCAGAGGCAAGGAUCCUCUUCCUCCUGCGUUUGUUGGCUGAUUACGUGCCUGGACUUGGCUUUGUCACACGGCCACUGAUGGAUUACUUGCCUGCCUGGCAGAAAAUCUAUUUCUAUAACUGGGGCUGAUGAGAAGAUUAAGAUUUUUAUUUGCUAAGAUCAGGGAUGGUUGUUUCUAGGGAGGGCUGGGAGAAGGCAUGUUGAUUAUAUCUAAUUUUCAGUUAAACCAUCAAUGAGAAGCUCCUGUUCUGCAGGGCGGGGAGGGGAUGUAAAUAAUUUUUUAACAGAUCUGGCUGUGAAUGAUGGACACUACGUGUGUGGAGAGACCUUGGCCACCUCUUUCUAUGAACUGUUGUGGCUGCAGUGAGAGUGACGGGACAACCUUUUUUAAGCACUUGAUUUUUCUCCUUUUUUAUGGCUGCACUACACUAAAGCCAGGCAGCGUAGAGAUUUUUGGAGAGCAUAGUCUCCCACUUUGUGGCUUUGAGACUGACCUGCAGCCUGCUUGUGUUGGCCAUGCCUGGCCGAUCUGCUUGGAGCGGGCUUGUCUUUCAAAUAAACUGACUGAAAGAACUGA
Molecule: messenger RNA, 1498 nt
Organism: Centrocercus urophasianus (Greater sage-grouse)
Lineage: Eukaryota; Metazoa; Chordata; Aves; Galliformes; Phasianidae
Gene: PEX16
Product: peroxisomal biogenesis factor 16
Exons: 11
Coding region: 1-1050 (349 amino acids)
Biological process (GO): peroxisome organization
Cellular component (GO): peroxisomal membrane
Source: RefSeq, a predicted model, not a curated record